Messenger RNA from Symphalangus syndactylus (siamang), 2159 nucleotides. RefSeq names its product signal-regulatory protein beta-1. NCBI's taxonomy places the organism in Eukaryota, Metazoa, Chordata, Mammalia, Primates, Hylobatidae. The record is from RefSeq and is a predicted model, not a curated record.
ACAGCUACUUCCUCUUGAACUGAGGGAGGCAGGGCUUGUCUUGUCUCCUCAGAGAAGACUCUGAGAUCUUCUCAGCACAGACGUUUGGACAGAGCAGACUCUUAAGUUCUCCAGAAUGCCCAUCCCAGCCUUCUGGCCCCACCUUCCUUGUCCUUUCCUGCUGAUGAUGCUACUGCUGGGGGGACUCACAGGAGUGGCGGGUGAAGAGGAGCUGCAGGUGAUUCAGCCUGAGAAGUCUGUAUCGGUUGCAGCUGGAGAGUCGGCCACUCUGCACUGCCAUGUGACCUCCCUCAUCCCUGUGGGGCCCAUCCUGUGGUUCAGAGGAGCUGGACCAGGCCGGGAAUUAAUCUACAAUCAAAAAGAAGGCCACUUCCCCCGGGUAACAGCUGUUUCAGACCCCGCAAAGAGAAACAACCUGGACUUUUCCAUCCGCAUCAGUAACAUCACCCCAGCAGAUGCCGGCACCUACUACUGUGUGAAGUUCCGGAAAGGGAGCCCUGUCGAUGUGGAGUUUAAGUCUGGAGCAGGCACUGAGCUGUCUGUGCGUGCCAAACCCUCUGCCCCCGUGGUAUCGGGCCCCGCAGCAAGGGCCACACCUGCGCACACAGUGAGCUUCACCUGCGAGUCCCAUGGCUUCUCCCCCAGAGACAUCACCCUGAAAUGGUUCAAAAAUGGGAAUCAGUUCUCAGACUUCCAGACCAACGUGGACCCUGCAGGAGAGAGUGUGUCCUACAGCAUCCACAGCACAGCCAAGGUGGUGCUGACCCACGAGGACGUUCACUCUCAAGUCAUCUGCGAGGUGGCCCACGUCACCUUGCAGGGGGACCCUCUUCGUGGGACUGCCAACUUGUCUGAGGCCAUACGAGUUCCACCCACCUUGGAGGUUUUCCAACAGCCCAUGAGGGCAGAGAACCAGACGAACGUCACCUGCCAGGUGAGGAAGUUCUACCCCCAGAGACUACAGCUGACCUGGUUGGAGAAUGGAAAUGUGUCCCGAACAGAAACAGCUUCGACCCUCACAGAAAACAAGGAUGGUACCUACAACUGGAUGAGUUGGCUCCUAGUGAACACCUGUGCCCACAGGGAUGAUGUGAAGCUCACCUGCCAGGUCGAGCAUGACAGGCAGCCAGCGAUCAGCAAAAGCCAUGACCUGAAGGUCUCAGCCCACCAGAAAGAACAGUGCUCAGAUACCCCUCCUGGCCCAGCACUGGCUCCUACUGCUCCACUUCUCGUAGCUUUCCUCCUGGGCCCCAAGGUGCUGCUGGUGGUUGGUGUCUCUGUCAUCUACGUCUACUGGAAGCAGAAGGCCUGACUCUCCUUCCCUCCUCCCCUGCCACAUGGGAUCCCCAGUCUCUGCUGCCUCCUUCCUUCCUUGAAUGGCUCUGACUGAGAGAAGGGGCUGGUGAGAAGCUUCCCCAGACUGAGCUCCAAACGCCUCCCCUCCCAGGACAUCUUCCUGCCCACAGGCUCCUGUUGCUCCUUUGCAGAGUCCUUGAUUCUCCAGAGCAGUCUUCAUUCAUGGUCCUGAGCAGAGGCCAUGGGAUGGGGCUCUGGGGAGUGACUCAUGACACCUCCCUAGGAUGUGGGAAACACGCCGAAUCUAAACACAUCAGGACACCUCUCCUCCAUCAUCUUGGACUGUCCGUAAGCCACAAACUGCAGUCCAGAUUCUCAAGAGUUAUUCUGCCUUCUGGAUUCCUGCCUACCCAAUUAGCCAGCCUUGUUGAGAUUCUCUAUUGCCUCCUGAAUACAAAUUAACACUCAUCCUGGUUUUAAGGAGAAAAAAUGAUUCUCCUUCCUCUUUGUUUAAACAUAUGAUAUAGCUUGGAUAUUUUUCCCCUACAAAUCUCAAUGUGAAAUUUCAUCCCCUAUGUUGGAGGUGGGGUCAGGUGGGAGGUGUUUGGGUCAUGGGGAUGGAUUCAUCAUGAAUGACUUGGUGUUAUCUUGGUCUAUUAGUACCCACAAGAUCUGAUUGUUUAAAAGUGCCCAGCGGCUCCCUCUUCUCUCUUUCUCUUCCUCUCUCCCCAUGUUAUGCCAACUCCACUUCACUGUCCACUGUGAGUAGAAGCACUCUGAGGCCCUCAGCAGCAGAUGCAAGUACCAUGCUUCUUGUACAGUCUGCAGAACCAAAAGCCAAAUAAACCUCUCUUUAUAAAUUA